This is a messenger RNA of Budorcas taxicolor (takin), 1404 nucleotides long. RefSeq names its product glutamate rich 6B (gene ERICH6B). The coding region runs from base 1 to 1404 and encodes 467 amino acids. The record is from RefSeq and is a predicted model, not a curated record. NCBI's taxonomy places the organism in Eukaryota, Metazoa, Chordata, Mammalia, Artiodactyla, Bovidae. The transcript is spliced from 10 exons.
AUGUCUGCUGAAAGUCUUGAGCCAUCAGGAACACCACCUCCUCACCCUUCCACAACUUUCCACCACGACACGCAGACCUUCUCCUCGAAGGAAGAAGGUCCUCAGGGAGAUGACCAGAGUUUACCAGAAGGUCUUUUACUUCCUGAAGAGGAUGAGACUCCAGAGAAAGACCAGUACCUGGAGGAGGAGGCAAAUUACCUGAAAGGAGACAAUUAUCAGUUUGAACAGGAUUAUCCGUAUGAACAGGAUUAUUGGGGCCAUAAGGAUCUGCCGAAGAAAGAGCUCCUGGAAGGGAAAAUGUUUCUGUAUAAGAAGUUUCUGGAAGCAGCCACAGAGUUUGAUAACAAAGAGAGCUUUUGGGAUCGUGUAUUAAAAGACCCCAUCGGCACACUGGAAGGUGAUGAGGUCUUCGAGGAUGAAGAUUCGACCACCUCCUAUCAGUCGGUGUUCAGGACCGUGCUCAAAGAAAUGGCUGUUCGCGACGAACUGGAGGAGGAUAUUACCAUUCCUCUGACUGGUCAUCUGGAGGGUGAAACCAGAAGGAAACUGGGAAUUCUGUUGAAGAAAAAUUUUGAAAAAUACAAGGAGACGAUCCUCUGGAUUAUGAGGAAACGUGAAAAUGAGGCGGAGGAGGUGGAGCCAGAGAAAGAAGUCAAAAAAGCUCGUCGUGUUGUUCGCCGUACGAAGACGUUAGAACUAGAUACAGACUGGAUCAACAGCAAGAUUAAGGUACUUCAAGGUGAUGGAAAAAUAACUUUCUACCCCGAUGAGAUUAUCUUCCAAAUUCUCUUUCCUGAUGGAUCAGGCCAGAUAUAUUACCCAUCAGGACACCUGGCUAUGCUCAUCCUCAGUAUAAAAGGGGGCAAGUUCACGUACAUCAUUCUGGAAGACAGUGCAAAAACGUGCAUCCGGGCCCUUAUCAACAACUCUGGCCAUGCCACCUUCCAUGAUGAAAAUGGAGACAUCUGGUUGAGCCUGAGCCAAAAUCUGGGCUACUACUUCGCCAAAGAUGAAUGCCAGAAGGCCUGGAACUGGUGGGAUCUCAGCCUCCACGUGCACGCGCCCCCCAUCCAGCCCAUCUCCCUGAAAAUCAACCAGUACGUCGAGGUGCAAAUCAGGAGCCAGGACAAAAUCAUCUUCCACUUCACCCACCACGAGAAGCACAUUUGCUUAAACCUGGGCACCAAGUACAAGUACAUUACCCUGGAGGUGCUGAGCGAAAUGAAAAAGAAAUCAGUCCUGGAGAUGGAAGUCAGUCCCACGGCUCAGAAGAUCCAGAUCCUUCUGGGGAAAAUGAGUAGGCUCCUGAGGCUACUGACCAUCCCCGACUUGGAAAGCUUCACAUGUGUCUUAGCCAACUACAUCUGCAACGAGUUGGUUCACAGACACUUGCUGCUUGGAUAG